CUUGGAGACGGUGAAGCGUCGGGGGGCCCGGGGUCGGUCGGGGGUACCGGGGGUGACAGGGGCCGGGGGCUGCACUGCUCCCCCCGGGGUCACGCCUGGAAGGGCACCGCGGUUCGGGGGAGCCACGCCACCGCCUCACCUGAGGGUCCGGCAGCAGGAGCUCCCAGGCGAGGCAUGGAGGGCGGGCAGGAGAUCCCGGCCCUCACCGACACGGCUGCCGAGUUCCUGACCCUCAUCGGGCUGAAGGAGCUGGAGCACUGCCUGUUCGCCGAGACGCUGGCAGUGGUGGGCACAGGGGACCCGCCAAGGGACAAGGCAGAGGGCCAGUGGUGGAUGGCAGCCCAGUGGGCACCCUACAAACGGGAAGGUGAGCCAGUGCGGAACUGCAUCCUGGUGCAAGCCAGGUUCCGAGGCUGGCAGGAUGGCGUGCCUAGAUCCAGCACCCUCAAAGCCUUUGUGACCCCACAGCUGGAGACCCUGGAGCAGGAGGAGCAGGAGUGCUUGGAGCUCAGACCACACCCCACAGAGAAGACUACCCACAUGGUGAGCCACCAGCAUGGAAUGACUGUCACGAAGACCCUCCAGGAGGGAGAGGUGGAGCCACAGUGCCAGAGCUUCUUCCUCUUCUCUCUUCUCUUCUUCUUCUCCUACAGCCAGGCCGAGCUGCGGGGGCUGCUGCUGGAGGGUGCCAGCCUCCUGCUGCUGCGGGUGCUGGCACGCCGGCACACAGUGCCCCCUGGCCUCAUCUUCCCCGCCAUCGACACCGAGGGCCACCUCUGCACCUCCAGCUACUCUGCCCUGGGCAUCCAGCGUCAGGCAGUGGGCUCUGCAGAGACGGAGGUGUUUGUGAUGGAGCGAGCCAUGCACACCAGCACAGGCGUCUCCACUGUCUGGCAGAGCAGCUUCCUCCCCAAUGGGCGUUUGGUUCAGAUGAUGCAGGUUGGCUCCCCGACGUUGAUGCUUCUGCAGGAUGAGUCCAUCCUCAGCAAGUCAGGUGGGUUUGAGCCCCAGCUCCCCUUCCCCAAAGAGCCCCUGAACUGGGAGGAGGACAUCCAGCUCUGCUCCUGGUUUCCUGGACAGGAAGGAGGACUGCAACUAUCCCAUGCUGCCUACCUCCAGCAGCACCCUGAGGUCCGGGCGCUGCUGUCUGACUUCCUUCAGGCCUUGCUGCUCCAGCAGCCCCAUGACCCCAUCUUCGCUGCAGAAUUCUUCACCCACCAGCGGCCCUUUGCCUCCACUGCUGCCAGCCCUCUCCCCGGCUCCCCACCUGACCAACCUCCAGCUAACGGGGAAUAAAGCUGCCAAUACUGC
Messenger RNA from Chiroxiphia lanceolata (lance-tailed manakin), 1311 nucleotides. It is a transcript of the gene CATIP, whose product is annotated as ciliogenesis associated TTC17 interacting protein. Lineage: Eukaryota; Metazoa; Chordata; Aves; Passeriformes; Pipridae. The record is from RefSeq and is a predicted model, not a curated record. Gene Ontology annotation, biological process: cilium organization; actin filament polymerization.